CAUAAAUAAGACCCUACACGUUUUGCCACCCACUGUUCGGCCAUCUUGCAAACCUUAAAAGGACAUAACCAUGUCGUCCCCGAGGUCGAAACCUAGUCUUUUUUGUCACAAAUACGUACCCAAGUUCGAAACCACACCCUAUUGUGAUGAGCAAUCGAGAAAUGUCACUUGGUCAUCCAAGAUAUGUCAUUGUAGGACCGAUCCACAUAGCUGUUGGACCACGUUCUUUUGCCCAUGCGUCACUUUUGGGAGGAUCGCGGAGUACACGGACCAAGGAUCUUCAUCUUGUGUGGCGAAAGGCGCGCUCUACUGUUUAACGGCUGCUCUGACCUGUUGUUUUGGAGCUUGCUGUUGCGGUUGCUGCAAUCGCAGGAAGAUGAGGAAGCGAUUCGAUUGGGAGCAGAAGCCAUGCCACGAUUGUUCUGUUCAUUGCUUUUGCCAUUGUUGUGCUCUGUGUCAAGAAUACCGUCACCUCCAGAACCUCGGCUAUGACCCUUCCAAAGGAUGGGAAGAAAAUGGGCAGAUGGGUAAUGGCUCAAUAGGGAUGACUCCACCCCAAAGGAUGACAAUUUAGAAAUUUAUGAGGCCAGAUGGCUGAUUAGCGAAGGUCAUACCACAAACAUCCCAAUGUUAGCACACAUUUCAGUAUCAUACGACAUAUUUAUUCUUAAGUCUC
Messenger RNA from Rhodamnia argentea, 676 nucleotides. Its product is annotated as protein PLANT CADMIUM RESISTANCE 2-like. NCBI's taxonomy places the organism in Eukaryota, Viridiplantae, Streptophyta, Magnoliopsida, Myrtales, Myrtaceae. The record is from RefSeq and is a predicted model, not a curated record. The transcript has 4 exons. The coding region runs from base 71 to 574 and encodes 167 amino acids.